GGCCGGCCAUGGCAGGGGCCGGAGGCGGCGGCUGCCCCGCGGGCGGCAACGACUUGCAGUGGUGCUUCUCGCAGGUCAAGGGGGCCGUCGACGAGGACGUGGCGGAAGCUGACAUCAUCUCAACCGUUGAAUUCAAUUACUCUGGAGAUCUUCUCGCGACGGGAGACAAGGGCGGCAGAGUUGUUAUUUUUCAGCGGGAACAAGAGAACAAAAGCCGCCCUCACUCCAGGGGAGAGUAUAACGUUUACAGCACCUUUCAGAGUCACGAACCAGAGUUUGACUAUUUGAAAAGUCUAGAAAUUGAGGAAAAAAUUAAUAAAAUUAGGUGGCUACCACAACAGAAUGCUGCUCAUUUUCUACUCUCUACAAAUGAUAAAACUAUUAAAUUAUGGAAAAUAAGUGAACGGGACAAAAGAGCAGAAGGUUAUAACUUGAAAGAUGAAGAUGGACGGCUUCGAGACCCAUUUCGAAUUACAGCACUGCGGGUUCCAAUAUUGAAGCCCAUGGAUCUUAUGGUAGAAGCAAGUCCACGGCGAAUUUUUGCAAAUGCUCACACUUAUCAUAUAAAUUCCAUUUCGGUAAAUAGUGAUCAUGAAACGUAUCUUUCUGCAGAUGACCUGAGAAUCAAUCUAUGGCAUUUAGAAGUCACAGACAGAAGCUUCAACAUCGUGGACAUCAAGCCCGUGAACAUGGAGGAGCUGACGGAGGUGAUCACCGCGGCCGAGUUCCACCCGCUGCAGUGCAACGUGUUCGUGUACAGCAGCAGCAAAGGGACCAUCCGACUGUGCGACAUGCGCUCCUCGGCCCUGUGUGACAGACACUCCAAGUUUUUUGAAGAGCCUGAAGACCCCAGCAGUAGGUCCUUCUUCUCAGAAAUCAUCUCCUCUAUCUCUGACGUAAAAUUCAGCCACAGCGGUCGGUACAUGAUGACCCGGGACUACCUGUCGGUGAAGGUGUGGGACCUCAACAUGGAGAGCCGGCCCGUGGAGACCCACCAGGUGCACGAGUAUCUGCGAAGCAAGCUUUGUUCUCUGUACGAAAACGACUGCGUCUUCGACAAGUUCGAGUGCUGCUGGAGCGGCUCAGACAGCGCGAUCAUGACGGGGUCCUACAACAACUUCUUCAGGAUGUUCGAUCGGAACACGCGGAGGGACGUCACGCUGGAAGCUUCCCGGGAGAACAGUAAGCCUCGAGCCAGCUUAAAGCCUCGGAAAGUGUGUACAGGCGGCAAGAGAAAGAAGGACGAGAUCAGCGUGGACAGUCUGGACUUCAACAAGAAGAUCCUGCACACGGCCUGGCACCCGGCGGAGAACGUUAUCGCCGUGGCCGCCACCAACAACCUGUACAUCUUCCAGGACAAGGUCAACUAAGGAAGCCAGCGCGCGGACUGAGCCCGGCCGUCUUCUCGGAGGAGGGGCGCUGUCCUCCCCGUGAGGGGCACGCGGUGCUGCCGCUCCCCUUCGCAGACGGGACGGGCGGCCUCCACCUGCAGCAGGCCGGGCGCGGGCCGCUGCUCCGCGGACCCCCGCUCGGCGCGCAGUCGGGGGACAGUGCUCAGUGAAGGCCGUUACUCGGAACACGUGUAUUUAUUCAGUCUGAGCCUUCCUUUCCGGUUUGCAGACCGAAAGGUUCACGCCCCAGAGGAAAGUUGUCUGACGGAACAUCUCUCUUUCUGAAACUCUUGCCCCCCCGGCCCCCCAUCACACUCGGGCCUUCACACGUGCGUGCCAUCCUGCCCCCGCCCCUCCGCCGUCCUCCGAGCCCGGGUGGCCCUGUCGAGGGCGUGGUUCCCCGAGCAGGUCCGCAGCUUUAUACCCCCCACACCUGUACCUGCCAUCGCAGCCUCGGGUGUGACCACUGAAUAAAACAACACACUAUAAAAAGUGGUUUUAAAUCCAA
Molecule: messenger RNA, 1899 nt
Organism: Enhydra lutris kenyoni (northern sea otter)
Lineage: Eukaryota; Metazoa; Chordata; Mammalia; Carnivora; Mustelidae
Product: protein phosphatase 2 regulatory subunit Bdelta
Exons: 10
Coding region: 9-1370 (453 amino acids)
Biological process (GO): peptidyl-serine dephosphorylation
Cellular component (GO): protein phosphatase type 2A complex; cytosol
Molecular function (GO): protein phosphatase regulator activity; protein binding
Source: RefSeq, a predicted model, not a curated record